AUGGUUGAUCGUAAGGCAGUUAUCAAGAACGCUGACAUGUCCGACGACAUGCAGCAGGAUGCCAUCGACUGCGCCACUCAGGCUCUUGAGAAGUACAACAUUGAGAAGGACAUCGCUGCCUACAUCAAGAAGGAAUUCGACAAGAAGUACAACCCAACCUGGCAUUGCAUUGUUGGAAGAAACUUCGGCAGCUAUGUGACUCACGAGACGAAACAUUUCAUUUACUUCUACCUCGGACAAGUUGCCAUCCUUCUUUUCAAGUCCGGUUAA
Messenger RNA from Caenorhabditis bovis, 270 nucleotides. Lineage: Eukaryota; Metazoa; Nematoda; Chromadorea; Rhabditida; Rhabditidae. The record is from the annotation of a GenBank genome assembly.